GUAAUGAGAAGUUCAUCUUGGUCCGAAAACAAUGUGGCCAAGUAAAGCAAGUUGACUCAAGUCAAGUAAGACGCGAAGAACAAGUCUCGACAAGAAGAUACUGCAACCAACUUCGGUGGAAUCUCUCCGUCCCGACUUUCAGAUCUACGAAACCCUUUGUUGACUGGCGUUCGCGCCUUCAAUCGAGUUGUUAGCAGACCACGCAAGGGUCUCCGCCAUCUGAAUUCACACCGCCCGCACAUCGCGUUUGCCCCAGACUCCGCAUCUUCCGUGGUCACUUAGUCGCAACCUUACGAACGUGAUACGGAGCUGUUUGCUUCUUCGAGACAAAAUCAUCAUUCAAGCGACAGAAGAUUUUGUUCUCCCGAUGGAAUCCGCGCAUACUGGCUCUCUCAAGGCCGAUGCGCUACGGCGCGAGAGCUUCGGAUCUCAGAACUCCCAGACGGCGAAAGAAUUUAUUGACUCUCAGAUUCGUCUUGAGGCUGAUGCUCGAGAGGUCCUACCAUAUUCCUUUGACUCUUGCACUCAUGACCUCGGCCCACUACGCCAGAACCUUUUCGCCUGUCUGACUUGCAAUCCGCCUCCCUCGAGCCCUGAUGAUGAUUACACUCCCGCUGCCGUGUGCUACUCCUGCUCCAUCGCAUGCCAUGGCGAGCACACCUUGGUCGAACUGUUCAACAAGCGCAACUUCGUCUGCGAUUGCGGUACGAAUCGUAUGCCUUCUACCUCCCCGUGUACCUUGCGCGAAGAUCCGAAUACCGGCCGAAAGGGCGUUCACUCACAAGAAGCUGCCCCGGGCAACAAAUACAACCACAACUUCCGCAAUCAGUUCUGCGGCUGUGGCGAGAAGUAUGACCCGCACCAAGAGAAGGGCACGAUGUUCCAAUGUCUAGGUCUCGGUAGUGUCGAGACUGGAGGCUGUGGCGAGGACUGGUGGCACCCAGAGUGUCUUAUUGGACUGUCGCGCGAUUGGUACAAGAAUCUCGCAAACAAGAAGUCCGUGGGUUUUGGUGGUGACAGUACUGCUGAAGAUGCUGUCGAAGUCUCCGACGACAACGGCGAAACUCCUCUCCCGCCUGGAUUUCCGGCCGAGGAGGACUUUGAACAGUUGAUCUGUUUCAAGUGUAUCGAUUCUACCCCGUGGCUCAAACGAUACGCGGGAACUCCAGGCUUCCUAUCACCGGUAUAUCGAAACGGGGGAAUUGGCAAAACAGCGCCAACAGCGCAAGAGAAACCAGCUCCUGCAGAGACCACAAAGCAAGAGGACAACCCAAAGAAACGCAAGGCUGAUGAGGAUGAGCCCGCCCAAGAAGCGCCCUCCACAAAGCGCACCAAAGAGGACGACGUAUCUAUAAAAGAACCCGAACCAUCCAAACUCGCCACCAUCAAAGAGAACGAACCUUCUCCCGACCAAUCCACCGCCACCCAACCACCUUCAAAGCCCAAGCACGCCUCCCUCCCCUUAUCAACCCCAGAAGCAUCCUUCUCCCUCUUCCUGCUCGAAAACUUCCACGAUCACCUUUGUCGCUGCGCAGAGUGUUUCCCAAAACUAGCACCCUUCCCGCAACUCCGCGAGGAAGAAGAAACAUACGAGCCACCCCUCUCCGACGAUGGCGAGGGCGGUAACGCAGCCGGCAGUACUGGCACAGGUAGUCUGCUCGAGCGCGGCGAAGCGGCUCUCAGCAAUGUUGACCGAGUACGUGCCAUCGAAGGCGCGAUGAUCUACAAUCAUCUUCGCGAUAAGGUGAAGGAUUUCCUCAAGCCGUUUGCGGAGAGUGGUCAGGCUGUUAGCGCGGAGGAUAUCAAGGGGUAUUUUGAGAAGUUGCGUGGUGAUGAACAGGGCAUUAAAGAUGCCGCUGGUAGGGCUUCGGCUAUGGGAGAUGGCGGCGGUGAUACUGAAGGUGAUAAUCGCCAAGAACAGAAUGGGUACUAAUUGUGCGAGAGACUGGGUUUUGGGAUGAGAAUCUUGCGCCUGUAUUUUACUUGCUGGAUUAUGUUAUGGGACUGUGCUGUACCUAUGAUGUUCUGGAACAGCUUAAUGGGUAUGUACUACUUAUGGGAUCGACUCGGACAACUUCAGGAUUGGGGCAUGGGAAGGGAAUGGGACUAGGCACUAGGAACUAGGAACUAUGCAAGGCGCAAUACGAUUGACGGAAAAUCUUCAUGAGAUUCAUGCGAUGCGAAAUGGUAUCUAAUAGGUAAACCCCCAAACACGCCAGAAACGCCACCCCAAAGUAUAAACCCCUGCUCGUGUAGCUCAAGAGACAAACAGUAACCCCCAUCAUGUGCUUUAUGUUAAGAAAUUGGACUAUUAAAUCGUAGGCACCAAGGCAGGUGAACAAGAGAGGACAUCACUCCUUGAGACGCUUCGUGGCUCUCAAAAGAGAGUCAUCGGGCAAACCGCUACGCUUGGUACCAGGCAGACUACCGGUACGUAUAUCAUUAUCAUCCUGCGUGACACGACGAUGUGGGUACUUGUGCUCGAUGCCAUUGAAACAAUCCCCGCUGAUAGGACCUCCAUUCGCGAAGUAAGGGUGCUCCAGAGCUUCCUGAGCCGUGAUUCGCUUCGUAGGGUCGUACUCGAGCAUGCGUGAAAGUAGAUCAAAGCCGUCUGCGCCUGGAGUCCCCGUCUUUGACGUGGCAGAGUACCCUCCAUUUUUCAGACAGCUCUGGUACCAGCCCUCCAGAUUUGGGCCGCGGUGGAAAUGAGAGGGCUGUCGAUGCAGUACUAAUGACUGCAGUUGGGUAUAUUCGGGCAUAGCAACGAGACCCGGCCACGUUUCCUUGCGAGGGAGGCCGAGAAUCUCAACGAUCUUCAUCAUCUGGUUGCGCUGGAAGGGAACAGUCUUUUUGCUGUCCAUCUUGGCUUCCUCUCCUUUGAAUAUCGGACGCAAGGAUAGGAGCUCAGCAAAGAUGCACCCUACUGCCCACAUGUCAACGGCCGGGGUGUAGUGUCGACUACCCAGGAGAAGCUCUGGAGCCCGGUACCAUAUCGUGACAACCACCUUGUCUCCAGAGAAUAGAGAAUUGAGGGGUUUGUAGAAUAGACGGGCCAGGCCCAGAUCGCCGAUUCGAAUGGCUCCGCUGGACGUAACUAAGAUGUUGGCCGGCUUGAGGUCACGAUGCAAGACCCAGUUGGUGUGAAGAUACAACAAGCCAUUCAGCAGCUGGAAGAGAAUUGACCGGACCAUUGUGGCAGGGAUCGCGUGCCGCUGGGGUUGUGUGUGAUGAUGGAUGAUCUGGAGUAAAUCGUGCUCCGUAUACUCGAAGACCAUAAAGAUGCAUUUGUCCUCUAGGAUAAUCUCUUCCAGCUGGACAACAUUGGCGUGCGAAAGCUCGGUACAGAGAGCCAUCUCACGGAUAGCCGAUUGGGAGAGACCGGUAUACUGGAUCGAUUCGCCCUCCUUGUCCGGCUUGAAUCUACAUUUUGCAGGUUAGUUCCUGGCCAGAUACAGUAUAGGGUAGAAAGUCAAGGUCAGGAUCAG
Penicillium brasilianum is the source of this 3485-nucleotide messenger RNA. The record is from the annotation of a GenBank genome assembly. Lineage: Eukaryota; Fungi; Ascomycota; Eurotiomycetes; Eurotiales; Aspergillaceae.